Messenger RNA from Cloeon dipterum, 3119 nucleotides. RefSeq names its product calcium/calmodulin-dependent protein kinase type II subunit beta-like. The transcript is spliced from 7 exons. The record is from RefSeq and is a predicted model, not a curated record. Gene Ontology annotation, biological process: protein phosphorylation; positive regulation of apoptotic process; intracellular signal transduction. Gene Ontology annotation, cellular component: nucleus. Gene Ontology annotation, molecular function: ATP binding; protein serine/threonine kinase activity. Lineage: Eukaryota; Metazoa; Arthropoda; Insecta; Ephemeroptera; Baetidae. The coding region runs from base 119 to 2668 and encodes 849 amino acids.
GUUGGGCCGGCAACUCGGCACUCGCGCUCGAGACCUGAAGCUCCGAGGUUACCCAGGCUAACAGUCGGAGCGUCUUGCUGUCCUUGGUCCGGUGGAUGCUGGUCUGCAGGUGCUGACCAUGAUCUUCCCAACUGGUGGAUCCGCCGCCGCCGUCGACGGCCCCGGCCCCUCCGGGGGUGGCAGGGUGCGACGCAUGCGGGGCGGCAGCAAGAAGGUGGUGCAGUGGCGGCAGCAGAAUGUGCAGCAGGGGUUGGUGAUCGUGGACGAAACGCAACUCGCCAAACUCAUCAAAAGGGAGCCGAUCGAGAAGUACUACGACAUGGACCCAGCGCCGUUCGCAACUGGAAUGUUUGCGUCAGUCAGACGUUGCCGGUCGAAAGAGACAGGGCAUCUGUUUGCUGCCAAAUUUUGCUCGAGGGUUCGAUAUGGAGAUGACUGCAGCGCUGAAAUCUAUCACGAGCUCACCCUGCUCUCUCUAUGCGCGCCGUCGCCACGGAUAAUCAGGCUCCACGACGUUUUUGAAACGGCAAAAGAAGUCAUCAUUGUCUCUGAAUAUGCGCCUGGAGGAGAUUUGCAGACAAUCAUAGAUGAAAACAUGGUGCCGUUCGAGUCAGAUGUACAGCAUUUUGUGCGCCAGCUGGUGGAAGGACUCGCCUACAUCCACGACCGAAAAAUUGUGCACCUCGACAUAAAGCCGCAAAACAUCGUGAUGAUGGGCCCGUUUCCCGAGUGCGACAUCAAGCUGUGCGACUUUGAGAUCUCCAGGGUCCUGCUGGAGGGCGUGGAAGUUCGAGAAAUCCUUGGAACUCCGGACUAUGUCGCUCCUGAAAUAAUUCACUACGAGCCAAUCACUUUUGGAGCCGACAUGUGGUCACUUGGAGUGACGGUCUACGUCCUUCUCACCGGAUUCUCGCCGUUUGGUGGUGAAACAGAUCAAGAAACAUUUACCAAUAUCUCCCGCUGUGAUCUUGACUUCCCCGCGGAGCUUUUCGAGGACGUAUCUGCAGAAGCACAAGAUUUUGUUGCCCGUCUUUUGGUGCGACAACCAAACAAGCGGAUGACGUCAAAAGAAUGCCUGCGACACCCAUGGUUGGCCAAGAAGUCGAGGACCCCAUUGGGCGGCUCAGUGAAGAAUAUAGCGACCCGCUCAGAAUCGCCAAUUACCCCGCAAAUUUCGAGUCACGCCUCGCAAAAGAACCUGCGCAAGUACAUGUCCAAAUCUCGAGAGGCACUGUUCGAGCGCGUCUCCGGCAGCAACCUGCGCAAAAACCUGUCCAAGUCGCGAGAGAGGUUGUGUGAAAGCCAGUUCUCCUUGGUUUCCAAGUCGAGGGAGAAGCUGCUGAUGCUAGAGCCGUCAUCGCGCUCCAUCGAGAAACUGUACGGGCUGCGCAGCCUGUCAAAGUCGCAGGACGCGCUGACAAUGAGUGCGAGGGAGCUGUUCGCGCUGAGCCCGGCGCUGGCCAAGCAACACCGGCUGCGCUACCAGAGCGAGUGCGUGGCCCUGAGCCCGCGGGACGCCGAGGCGCCCACCCCAACGCCCGAGAUCGUCAGCACGCCUGAGAUCACCAUCACGACGAUCGAGGACGCCGAGCCCAAGGCAGAGUCCGAUCAGAGCCCCAAAAAAGGUAGCAAGACGGCGUGCAUCGCUCCGGCAAAAUUCAACAGCCCCAAGAAGGAGCCGGUUAUUGACAGCAGCCUGUUGCUGCAGGAGGAGGACAAGGAGAACAAGCAAAUGCCGCAUGCGUGUCAGCCGGAGGAGCAAGAGCCUGAGGCGGAGCAGGCACCGAAAGAUGAGACUGACAAGGCUCCCGGCAACAAGCCGGCGAGGCGCAAGAGCUACAGUCCGACCAGCAGCGAGGAGGAGGAGCCCAGGUACUCGGUGGCCCAGUUGGUCACCGCUUUCAACACCAACGAUCAAAUGGCCGCCAACUCAGCCAAAACCUUCGACAAAAGUCUGCCGAGCAAGCUCAAGUUCGUGUCGAGCUUCCCAACGGGACCGAACGCGCUGCGCCUUUUCAUCCCUGACAUCGUGUUCGAGGACAGCAAGCGGAAACGCAGUCCCAUGCCCAGGGUAGCGGGCAGCAACCUGGACCCGCUGGCUGAAAUCAAGGAGCAGAGCGCCACCUCACCAGAGAACAGCGUGUCGCCGGUGCCGAGUGUCGACGACGGCAAGGUGUUGCUCGACGACAGGAACAACAACUCGCACGGCCAGUUUCUCAAGGUAGGCAGCAGCGAGGAGGUGCGGCCCAAGGAGGCCAACCGCCUUUUCAACCGCUCUGGCUCCCUGUCCAGCGAGGCCAGCGGCUACGACACGCUCAGCGGCGCGUCUAGUCUUGUGUCCCUAGAGGAGCCGUCUCCGCCCAGCAGUCUCAAUCCGGUGGUCGAAAUCAUUAGCGAGGCCAAGAGUGAGGAGAAGGUCACUCAUGAGGAAGAGGAGGAGGAGGAGGAGGACAAGUCGUCCCCAGAGCCGCCGGACUUCAAGCCCAAGACGCCGAGACAGAGGUCCUCCAGUCUGCAGGUGGACUCGCUGCGGCCGCCAUGGGGCACUGUCUGCAUUGGCUCGUACAGCAGGGCGAUGGAGAGGUUCAACAAUAAGAGUAACCAGCCGAAAAGCGAACGGCAAAGACGGAAAUCCAGCCCUUUAAUUAAAACGACAGCAAGAAAUUGAGUUUAGCGGACGCUCUCUCUGUAAAAUACACACAAAGAAAUACUAGUCAGUGAAUUCAGUUGACGUAAGAAUUCAAAACGCUCACUUGCAAGGUUGAUAUUUCUGUCUUUGACGGUUUGCUCAAAGAAUUUUACCCCAAAACAGCUGUCGGGAAUCACGUAAUUGAAUUUAAAUCGCAUUCAAUUUCAAAGAUUUCACCGAUGCUCGCAAUAAAAUGCAUUUUUUUCGAUUCGGCGAGUCUUUUUGACAUUAUCCUCGAGAUUCUCUUGAGGAAGCCUCUGUUGGCCCACCAAUCUAUAUUUAUUUCGAAAAACCUAAAAUUACUAAUUUUGCCACUAACUUCAAUCAAGAUCGCAACUUUAUCUUUUAACUUAGCGUAAGAUAGUAUACUAAGCAUUAAGGACACGUCUGUAAGUGAAAAAUGUUGAAUAAAGAUUCUUAAACCCUAAAA